Messenger RNA from Macadamia integrifolia, 3466 nucleotides. Its product is annotated as putative zinc finger protein At1g68190. The record is from RefSeq and is a predicted model, not a curated record. Gene Ontology annotation, molecular function: zinc ion binding. Bases 1138 to 2589 code for a protein of 483 amino acids. NCBI's taxonomy places the organism in Eukaryota, Viridiplantae, Streptophyta, Magnoliopsida, Proteales, Proteaceae. The transcript has 7 exons.
CACAUUAAGGCAAAACUGAAAAAGUCAAGAACACAAACGCUCCAUCUAUCCUCGCAGGGUCCCACCUCAGUCAGAAAUUGCAACGUGUAUAAGCGUGAUUGGCGACGUAGCUGAAUUUUUGGAUCACGGGUGCUCACAAGCACAGAUAACUUGGCACGGCUCACACGUGUCAAAAAUCACUUUCCACGUCGGAAGGUUCCCGCCGAAACCGGACACGUCAGACUGAUAAGUCACCUCCUCCGCGAGGAUAGAGAGAUACCCCUACAUAAUAACUGUACAAGAAACGAGAAACAGAGAUAAGUCUUCCCAGCUGAAGCUCUGGUAAUGGCGAAAUUUGCUCAACUUCUUCAGUAAUUGCUUCUCCCUUUCAUUUAUUGGAAUUCGAAUUGACAUUAGACUCGAUCAAUAUUGAUCUCGGAGCCAUUUAUAUUUCUUCCUCCUCUUAAGGAGGUUCAGGACUUUCUGGGAAAUGGAAGUUCGAGUCAAAUUCACUGGCUUGGUUUUCGUUUUUGGAAAUUCUGUUCUUUGAUUACUCUAUAUUUCCGUUAGAGUUCUCUCUUUUCCCUCUCUUUCUUGUCAUUGAAUUUUUGGAGCCAUUUUGUGAGUCUAGCUUUCUGUUUAGUUGACGUCUCAGAUUUUUUGGCUUCACCCGAGCAUUGUGAAGGACUAUAGAUUUUCAGCUCCAAGUGUGUAAGGGUUUGAAGAUGAUUCUGUGCACGAGUUCAUCCAUUCUUCUCGAUAUUAUUCUGUCUGAAGGUAGUAUGAUUCGAUGAUUCAGGAAUUCUUAAUUUUCAAGAAAACAAAGCUGGGUUUGUUCUUUGUUUCUGGAGGUUAAAUUCCACAAAUUUUGAAUUUCUGAAGAAAUAUUUUGUGUUUUCAGUAAAGAUGGGACAGAAGAAUUGUGUAUUUGUAAUUAGAAAUGCACUCUUGCCCAGGAUCUUCUGCUUUUUAUACCUUGGAUCUUUGGUCGGUGAAUUUUAAACGAAACGGAUGCUGCCACCAGCUGACUACGUGUCUGGGUUUGUCAAUAUAUUGCCAGAUUUGAUUUCAAUUAUCACAGGUUGAAUUCGACUUGGAGUUUAGUCGCAGCUGGUUUGAAGAUGUUGUGUUUUACGUUUAUAGUAGACAAUUAAACAAAUGGAUAAAGCUUGUGAAUUCUGUGCAGAAUCAAGGUCAGUGGUUUACUGUAAGUCAGAUGCAGCACAUCUUUGCCUUUCUUGUGAUGCACAGGUUCAUUCAGCUAAUGCUUUAUCAAAGAGACAUUACCGAGACAUUCUCUGUGAGAGUUGCAGAAACCAUCCAGCUUCUGUCUGUUGCUUGGAUCAUCGGAUGUUCAUGUGUCACGGUUGUGAUGAAUAUCUGCAUGAUGCCUCUGCUCAGCAUCAGAAACGAGUGAUGAGUAGUUACGUGGGCUGCCCUUCUGCUAGGGACUUUGCUGUUUUAUGGGGCUAUGAUCUGAAUGGACUGCCUAAAGGUUCUCAAGUUAUGGCUGUAUCAGCUUCAGAUUUCUCUUUGGCUCCAACUGCAUCUAAUUUGAAUGGUUCGAGGGAGUUCUGCCCAGGGAUGGAAGGAUCUUCUUUAACAUCUGAAGACAGCUCCAUGAAGUCUAUCUUUGGAGCUGAUGAUGAAGUGGGUUCAAGUAAUUUAAGAAGCAAGAUGAUUUGUGAAAAUCAGCUGCAGCAAGAUAGCCACUUGAUUCUGCAACAGAUUCUUGACCUGGAAAGGCUUCAACUCAAUAAGAAAAGUGAUCAAUCACCUUCGAUCCGCAGUAAAGUGCAAUCUGACAUAUAUUCAACUCAAGAUAAUGCUUCAGUGCCUCUCUCUGAAGAUCUUGUUCAGAAUUGCCAACAUCCUCAAGGUCUUGGUGCUGAUCUUCAACAAAAGGAAAGAAUGCAUCAUGAGCUGGUGCGGUCUUUUCCUUUGCCAAUCUCCCAAAUGGAGCUUCUAAACUCUUACUCAAAUUCUGAAAUCCCUUUGCACGGUGACAACUUUUGGCAGUGCAAAAUUCCUGCUCAGACUAGCCAGCUGUGGUCUCAAAAUAUGCAAGAUCUUGGAAUUUGUGAAGAAAUUGAUUGCAAUGAUGAUUUUAAAAUACCAGAUGUUGAUCUGACAUUUCGAAACUAUGAAGAACUUUUUGGGGGUGAUCAAGAUCUAGCUAUCUCAUUGUUUGAUGAGAAGGAUUUUACCUGCUGCUCGAUAAAGAAGGACGUGUCCUUUAAACAAACAGAUAAUGGACACGGAAAAGCAAAUGAGGAUAUCUCAGUUGCUCAAUCUAUUUAUGUUCCUCAGUCAUCUCUUGAGGGAAGAAACAUUGGUCCCUCUGAUCAAGCUCAUCAGUUUUCUGGAAGUAGGGAUUAUGCUCAUACAAUCCAUCCAUCUUGCUCAAGUUUAUCGUUCUCUCUUUCAAGGCACAGUGCUGAAAGCAGUGCUGCUGAUUUUCUUGAUAGCAGACUUUCACCAAACAUUAUGAAGGGGGAGCCAACAUGGAAUUCACCAGAACAGGAUAACGCACGUUCUGAAGCAAGAGAAAAUGCCAUGAUUAGGUACAAGGAGAAGAAGAAGGCUAGGAUGUAUGAGAAACGAAUCUGAUAUGCUGCUCAGAAAGCUAGAGUCAAUGUAUGGAAGCAGGUGAAAGGCUGAUUUGUCGAGUCAGAAGGAUACGAAUCUGACACUGUUAAUGUGACAGGGAGCCGUUUGAAGAAGCCAUGCCAUUGCUCCAACACAGAGAGAGGCUGCAAGGAUCCGUGCAAAACAAAGUAGGGAAAACUGAGGUCUAAACAAAAUAGGAGAAAUGAAGAAAUGAGAAAUAAGAAAUGAAAGGAAGAGGGAAGAGGAAAGAGGCACAACCCAGCAAGUCAGGAGAAUCUCAGAUAAAUGGGGUCGACUACAUGGAUCCUUCCCCUCCAAUAGCUCUAUCUCAGUUCAUACUUGGGACAAGACCUAAACUAAGCGAUUAACGUAGAGCUGCUUAAAUACAGAGAAAAAGAUUUGAGGAUAAACAACAAGAAGAUUCAGAUUCAGUAAUGCAGAGAUAUAUGGAAAAUGAAUCCAGUAUGCUUCUCCAGAAGCUUGAGCUGAUGAUUAGAAGUGGGUGAGAGACUGAUUUGUCAAGGCAGACGGUACACACCCAAUGCUAAGAUAUGACAAAAAGCUCUGAUAAAAAUGCUUCCUUCAUUUCAGUGGCUUCUGUUUAUGUUCAAUCUAAAAGCAAAUCAACAGCAGGUAUGCUGGUUUCAUUCUGUUUAUAUGGCUUGUAUUCAACCUUUAUUUUUUCCCCUAUGCAUGUAUAGCCAUGAUAUGGUUCUAACAUAGCCAGAGCUGUGAAGCUGAAGGCUGGGUAUAUUUAAACUCUAAACAUUGGCUUAGAACAGAAAUUUUAGCUUCAUUUCUACUUGUGCUCAUGGAUCUGUUGCAAUUACGACUUCCAGAGUAUUAUAAAAUCUCCAGUUUUGUUUUUCCCUUUCAA